AACUGCCGAUAAAAUUAUAAGUUUUUUCCAUCGAUUCUAGUGCCAUCUUUUGAGAAAUACUUUUAAAAUUAUAUUGUGCAAAAUACUGUACAAAACAGGCAUUAGUUUCCAGAUCUCUGAAUCAGCCAGACUAUAAAAUUUCAUUAUUUAUUUAAAUACAAUUAAUUAGUGAUAUUCUAAAGAAUUCCAUCUACCAAAAAAGUAAUUAAUCGUUUAUUGGCAUUACUAAUCAAUAUAAACCAAAAUUAUCAAGAUGAGUGAGAAGCUUCCACAAAUGAAGGCCGCAGAAGCAAUUUCAGCAUUGGACCAUCUCUGCCAAUUGGAUCCAAAUGCAAAGACAGCAUUCAUUCGUCUUACUGGGUUGAUUUGUACAAUUGGACCAGCUUCAAGAUCACCCGAAAUGUUGGAGAAAAUGAUGCAUUGUGGCAUGAAUAUUGCCCGUAUGAAUUUCUCACACGGAACCCAUGAAUAUCAUGCUGGAACAAUUGCAAACGUACGUACAGCAGUCGAUAACUAUUCAAAGAAAUUGGGCUACAAGUAUGCUCUUGCUAUUGCAUUAGACACCAAAGGACCUGAAAUUCGUACGGGUCUUAAUGCUGAUAAAGGUGAUAUUUCAUUAAAUCGUGGUGAUAAGAUUAAAGUCACUACCAACAAGGAUUGGUUUGAAAAGGGUAACAAGGAUCAAAUCUAUGCUGAUUAUCCAAAUAUGGUUAAGGUUUUAAACACUGGCGAUCGCAUUUUCAUUGAUGAUGGUCUCAUUUCCCUCGUCGUUGAUUCAAUCAGCGGUGAUACAUUGAAUUGUAGCAUUGAAAAUGGUGGAAAAUUGGGACAACAAAAGGGUGUCAAUUUGCCAAAUGCUCCUGUCGAUUUGCCAGCUGUAAGCGAAAAAGACAAAUCUGAUUUGUUAUUUGGUGUUGAGCAAGGCGUUGAUAUGAUUUUCGCCUCAUUCAUUCGUGAUGGACAUGCAUUGGAAGAAAUUCGUGCAAUUUUGGGAGAAGCAGGAAAGAAUAUUAAGAUCAUUUCAAAGAUUGAGAAUCAACAGGGAAUUGUUAAUAUUGAUGAGAUUAUUGAAAAAUCAGACGGUAUUAUGGUUGCUCGUGGUGAUUUAGGUAUUGAAAUUCCACCAGAAAAAGUCUUUUUGGCACAAAAGCAAAUCACUGCUCGUUGUAAUCGUGCUGGAAAGCCAUGCAUUUGUGCUACUCAGAUGCUUGAAUCCAUGACAAACAAGCCACGUGCAACACGUGCUGAAAUUUCUGAUGUUGCAAACGCUGUCUUGGACGGAGCUGAUUGCACAAUGUUGUCAGGUGAAACUGCAAAGGGUGAAUAUCCAUUAGAAUGUAUUACAACAAUGGCAAAGACUCAAAUGGAAGCUGAAGCUGCAAUCUGGCACAAGAAUUUGUUCCGUGAUUUAGUUUCAUUACAAGCAACUCCAAUUGAUGCUACACAUUCGAUUGCUAUCUCUGCUGUCGAGGCUGCAUCAAAGACUCUUGCAUCAGCCGUAAUUUGUCUUACUACAUCAGGGCGUUCUGCACAUUUGAUCUCUAAAUAUCGUCCUCGUUGUCCAAUCAUUACUGUCACACGCUUCGAACAAACUGCUCGUCAAUGUCAUCUUUUCCGUGGUAUUUUGCCAUUGAUCUUCUCAGAUGCCGUUCUCGAUGACUGGAUGAAAGAUGUUGACGCACGUGUCCAAUUCGGUAUUAAGUUCGGAAAAUCUCGUGGAUUCAUCAAGAGCGGUGAUCCAAUUGUCAUUGUUACUGGCUGGAAAUCAGGAUCUGGAUUUACAAACACAGUUCGCGUUGUGAACCAACCAAUCACCUUUGGUUUCUUCUUCUUAGCUUUUGUCGCAUUUGCAAACGCUUUUUACGGUGACUUGACUUACUAUACAGAAUGGAAUUCGAAUUACGGAUCAUGUGGAUUGGAACGAUCAAAAACAGAUCGAUUUUAUGUCGCUGCAUUAUCAAGAGCAAGAAUGGCACUUCCAGCAUCAAUUACAAAUCCAAAUAAACAUCCAUUAUGUGCUUGGAACCGUUGUAUUAAAGUAACUGGAAAGCGAGGAUCUGUGGUUUUAAAAAUCAGUGAUACUUGCUGGGCUUGUGGGUAUAAUGAUGUUGAUGUUGCUGAUACUGUAUUUCCAUUUUUGGAUGAUCCUGUUAAAGGCCGUGUUAAGAUCAAUUGGGAAUUUACAGAUUGUAGUAGAAUUGGAAAACUUUGAGAAGCUUUGGUAGAAUCUGGAAAAUCCAAUAGGAAAUUCCCUAAAAUAUUUAUUAAAUUAAAUUUUAGAACUUGCUUCAUU
Molecule: messenger RNA, 2293 nt
Organism: Chironomus riparius
Lineage: Eukaryota; Metazoa; Arthropoda; Insecta; Diptera; Chironomidae
Source: the annotation of a GenBank genome assembly